UCCCAUCUGGGUAUCUCUAAUUUCAUCCAUAUUUGUUGAAAUAAAUCUAGUUAUGGAUUUCCAAAGAGAUGGGAUUUUACCGGACGAGGUGGUCCUUCAAAUCCUGGCAAGGUUACCGAUUAAAUCUCUUUUUAGGAGUAAAACUGUGUGUAAACUUUGGUGUAGAUUGUCUUCUGAUAAAUAUUUUGUUCAACUCUACAACCAAUUAUCUUCCAAGAAUCCCAUGUUGUUGGUUGAGGUUUCUGAGUCACCACAGCUGAAAUCUAGCUUGAUUUGUGUUGAUAAUAGAUUGGGGGUCUCUGAAUUUUCCUUGAAUUUUUUGAAGGAUAGAGUUAGGAUUAGAGCCUCUUGUAAUGGUUUGUUGUGUUGCUCUAGUAUUCCUGAUAAGGGUGUUUACUAUGUCUGCAAUCCCAUGACUGGUGAUUAUAAGAUUCUUCCUAGGAGUAGAGAGAGGCCCGUCACCCGGUUUCACCCUGAUGGCGAGGCGGCUCUUGUAGGCUUGGCCUGCAACUUGUCCACUCAGAAGUUCAAUGUCGUUUUAGCCGGCCAUCACCGCACUUUUGGGCAUAGGCCUGAUGGGACCUUCGUGUGUUUGGUGUUUGAUUCUGAGUCAAACAAGUGGAGGAAGUUUGUGUCCUUUCAGGAUGAUCAGUUCAUGUUCUCCCAAAUGAACAAAAACCAAGUGGUGUUUGUCAAUAAGGCGCUUCAUUGGUUGACUGGUAGUAGUAGUUCUUGUGUGCUCGCGCUUGAUUUGGAUGCUGAUGUUUGGAGGAGGAUGUCAUUGCCGGAUCAAGUGAGUGAAGGGUCGGGGAAUAGACUCUACUUGUCGGAACUAGAUGGUUGUUUGUCUGUGAUCCAGAUCUCCGAUACUUGGAUGAACAUAUGGGGUUUGGAGAGCUAUGAGAAAGAGGAAUGGAGUUUGGUGGAUAGAGUGAGUCUAAGGUGUAUCAGAGGACUUGUGCCGGGUAUUUUCCCCAUAUGUCAGAGUGGUGAAUUUGUUUUCUUGGCAACACACAAGCAUGUAUUAUUGUACCACCGCAAGAGCCGAGUGUGGAAAGAGAUGUACUCUGUGAAGAAUAGCUCCACACUCCCAUUGUGGUUCUCAGCACAUGCAUUUCGGGGCACAAUUCUUUCAUGUCGUUGAAGUUGUGUAGUGUACUUCAUUUGGCAGGGAGCACCAUUAUUCGUUACUACUAAUGAUGCAUCAGAUCUUUGGUAUAUAUUUGUUUGUACAUAAGUUGUCUGCGAAGAAUUGAACGUUCAAUGGGCAGUUAUUUUGUUAAUACUUUCAUGAUUAUUUAUAGUUGUACUAUACCAUGAAAAUUUAGUUCCUUCGUUUUGAUUUUAUUCAACAGCCUGUUGCUACACAUUUCAACCUUGUAAUGCUAAACUUAUUGUAAAUUGGUGUUCUUCAUGUUUCUUAUU
Molecule: messenger RNA, 1425 nt
Organism: Morus notabilis
Lineage: Eukaryota; Viridiplantae; Streptophyta; Magnoliopsida; Rosales; Moraceae
Product: F-box protein At5g49610
Exons: 1
Coding region: 53-1144 (363 amino acids)
Molecular function (GO): protein binding
Source: RefSeq, a predicted model, not a curated record